Pteronotus mesoamericanus is the source of this 3391-nucleotide messenger RNA. RefSeq names its product zinc finger protein 615-like. Gene Ontology annotation, molecular function: DNA-binding transcription factor activity; RNA polymerase II cis-regulatory region sequence-specific DNA binding. The transcript has 5 exons. The record is from RefSeq and is a predicted model, not a curated record. Bases 267 to 1970 code for a protein of 567 amino acids. Gene Ontology annotation, biological process: regulation of transcription by RNA polymerase II. Lineage: Eukaryota; Metazoa; Chordata; Mammalia; Chiroptera; Mormoopidae.
AUGGGUGAUGGUCCCAGAGACCGAGGCAGUUUGCGGAAGUGUUGAGCUUAAACUCUCUUGGUGGCUGGAUAAAUCAGUCCACAGGUCCUGACUCCCCAGGAGCAAUAGAAUCAUGUGAAACAGGAGAAGUUGUGGGGUUGGGUGUCAGCAUAUCCGGGGACACACCUGACUGAAGACAGAAUUUCUGAACAGAAAUUUAGAGCAGACCCAGGACACACCAAGACAGAGCCUCCCUGUUGCCAGCUCUUUUCAGAGAACGGAAGAAAAUGCUCCUGGCUCAGGUGGCCUUGGAAUCCCUGACAUUUCACGAUGUGGCCGUGGACUUCACCUGGGAGGAGUGGCAGCUCCUGGACCCCAGUCAGAAGAACCUGUACAGGGACGUGAUGUUGGAGACCUACAGCAACCUGGUGUCAGUGGGGUAUGAAGCCAGCAAACCAGACGUGAUCUCCAGGUUGGAACGAGGGAAAGAACCGAGGACAGUACAGGAUGAACUGCACCGUCCAGUCUGCCCAGAACUCAGGAAAGCUGAUGAUCCUCUACAGUGUCGCUUGCAAAGUCGAAGCAUUCAGAAGAGUGUGGAACGAUGCUGUGAACAUAAUAUGUUUGCAAAUACUGUUAAUCAGAACGAAGGUCAUCCCCUGUUAAAGCAAAAUCAUGAUAUGUUUGAGAUAUGUGAAAAACCUUUAAAAUCGAAUUUAAGUUUUGAAAACCUGAACAAAAACUCUAACUUAAGGAACUCCGUUGAGUUGAAGGGAGAUGGGUCAUCCAUUCUGCAUGCUAACCAUGAGCAAUUUUACACUGAAAUGACAUUAUACAUCAGUUGCAAACCCAUCAAUAGUAAGUCCCAGGUCAUUCAGCAACAGAGAACUCACAACGUAGAGAAAGCCUAUAUGUGCAUUCAAUGUGGCAGAGGCUUCAUCAAGAUGUCUGAGCUCACUGACCAUCAGAGAGUCCAUAGGAGAGAGAAAGGUCAUGGAUGCAAUCUGUGUGGGAAAGUUUUCUCCAGAAAGUCAAGGCUCACCGAACAUCAGAGAAUUCAUACAGGACUGAAACAGUAUGAAUGCACAGAAUGUGGCAAAACCUUCCUCAAGGCAUCACAGUUCAAUGUACAUUGGAAAACUCACAUGAAAGAGAAACCUUAUACCUGUAGUGAAUGUGGAAAAGCAUUCGUAAAAAAGUCUCGACUCAUUUAUCAUCAGCGAACUCAUACAGGAGAGAAACCCCAUGGGUGCAGUCUAUGUGGGAAGACCUUUUCUACAAAGUUUAGUCUCACUACCCAUCAGAAAACUCACACAGGAGAGAAACCGUAUGUAUGCAGUGAAUGUGGAAAGGGCUUCAUUGAGAAGAGUCGUCUUAUUGCACAUCAGCGAACUCAUACAGGAGAGAAACCCCAUGGGUGCAGUCUAUGUGGGAAGACAUUCUCUAAAAAGUUUAAUCUCACUGCACAUCAAAGAACUCACACAGGAGAGAAACCGUUUUUGUGCAGUGAAUGUGGGAAAGGCUUCUCAAUGAAGCAUUGCCUCAUCGGACAUCAGCGAACUCACACUGGAGAGAAGCCUUAUGUAUGUAGUGUUUGUGGAAAAGGCUUCACAAUGAAACGUGAUCUUACUGUACAUCACCGAAGUCAUACUUCAGAGAAACCAUAUGUGUGCAAUGAAUGUGGGAAAGGCUUCACUGUGAAGAGUCGUCUAGUUGUACAUCAGCGAAUGCACACAGGUGAGAAACCAUAUGUGUGCAGUGAAUGUGGAAAAGGCUUCCCAGUGAAAAUGCAGCUCAUUGUACAUGAACGGACUCAUACAGGAGAGAAACCUUAUAUAUGCAGUGAAUGCUGGAAAAGUUUCACAGCUAAGUGUAAUCUCAUCAGACAUCAGCUAAAACAUACAGGAGAGAAGCCCUAUGUAUGUGGGGUGUGUGGAAAAGGCUUCACAGUGAAGACUGAUCUCACUUUACAUCAGCGAACUCAUACAUAAGAGAAACCAUGUAUGUGCAGUGAAUGUGGGAAAGGUUUCCCCAUGAAGAGUUAUCUUAAAAUGCAUUGGCACACUUAUAUGGAAUAGAAACCUUUUAUAUGCAAGGAAUAUGGCAAAGGCUGAAUUGAGAAAAGCAUGGUUAUUGACCAUCUCUGAAUUUAUAUGGGGAGAAAUUGUAUAUUAUGCAAUGAAUGUGGAAAGGGCUUCACCAUGAAGAGAACUUCAGAUAUACAUCAGUAAACUUGUACUGCAGAGAAGUUGUACAAAUGUAAUGAAUGUGAAGGCUUUAGGGAGAAAACGUGCCUCGUACAAGAUCAGAGAUUUCUGUCAGGAAACACUUUCUUUGCAUGUUCUCAAUGUGGAAAAUUCUCUUUAAUCAAAAAUGAUUUUAUUUCACAUCAGAGAAACCAUGUGAAGGUAACACAUGGGAAAGCCUUCACUACAAAGAUAAGAAGCAAAAUUCAUCAAACAAAAAUAUACUUGAGAGGCCUUCUGGGUGCAGUGAUAGUGGGAAAGCUUUGGCCUGCUUGUCAGUUCUUGUUAAACAUGAAAAUUCGUAGGUACUUGCUUUGGGGAAAGCCUAUUGCCAGUUGUAAUAGGCCCUCAAGAUAAUAGUAUGCAAUGAGGAACAACCAUGCAAAAAGAGAGAAGGAAGGUUUAUGUAAAGAAUGUGGUACUGUCUUUAUUGAUCAAUUACUGUAUUUUGCCACAUGUAAAGUGCACCCACAGUUUUGUGUGCAUUAUGUAUGGGAUUAUGAUACCCAUUAUAAUACCCAUGGUUGUAAUCAUUAUACUCAUGUAUAAUGCAUAUCCUUGUUUUUCCCUAAAAAAUUUGGGCAAAAAAAGUGUGCAUUAUAGGUGGCAAAAUAUGGUGCCUUAUAUUUCUUACCCAAAAAAUUUGCUAAACAACUCAGAUAUAAUCAGCCUGAUGAAAAUAUUUUAGGACAUUAUAUGUCUAAACAGUGUAUACUGAGAUAAAUCCUAUAAAUGUGACUAACUGGGAAACUGUAGUCAUGUAGACCCUCAUGUAGAUCAGAGAUGAAUGGAUGAAUGAAUGAAUGAAUGAAUGAAUAUUUUUAAUUGUGGGGAAAGCAUCUGAUCAAAAGUAAGACCUCAGUAGAUGUCAGUUCACACUAGAGAAAUUAUUUUCUCUGGCAGUGAAUAUGGCAUGGUUUUUAAUAAUUUAUGUUGCCUCAUGAUUUGCUAGGAAGUCUAUGCAGAAACAAGCACAUUCAAUUUGGUGGUCUUUAGCCAAACCUCAGAUAAAUUAAUGAACAAAAGGAAGCCUUGAAUGAAAGCAUUCUGUCUUAAGUCCAAACAGAUAAGGCGCCUCAGGAGCGAUUGGGAGAGGAUACCUUCAGCCAUAUUUCUACCUGCUUUGCCAUUCAUUAAUUUUAUAAGUUUUAAACAGUGGUAGUUAA